AUGGUGGGGAGCAUUGAGGCAAUGAAUGGAAGUUUGCGCUCAAAUGGGUCUGUUCAGAAUUUCAAUGGUUUGGAAGAGAAGCUUGAUGAGCUACAGCGCAUUGUAGGCAAGGUUGAUGGCGAUCCGUUAAGAAUUGUUGGUGUUGGUGCAGGUGCGUGGGGCAGUGUUUUUGUAGCUGUUUUGCAAGAUAGCUAUGGUCAUUUUCGGGACAAGAUUCAAAUAAGGAUAUGAAGAAGAGCAGGAAAGGCUGUGGAUAGAGCCACAGCUGAACAUCUUUUUGAAGUAAUCAAUUCCAGGGAGGAUGUGUUGAGGAGGCUGAUCAGGCGCUCCGCGUAUUUGAAAUAUGUGGAGGCAAGGCUAGGGGACCGGACACUUUAUGCAGAUGAGAUUUUGAGAGAUGGGUUUUGCUUGAACAUGAUUGAUACACCACUUUGUCAACUGAAGGUGGUGACCAAUUUGCAGGAGGCUGUUUAGGAUGCCAAUAUUGUGGUAAAUGGCUUGCCUUCAACUGAAACACAAGAGGUGUUUGAAGAGAUGAGUAAUUAUUGGAAGGAAAGAAUCACAGAUCCCAUUAUCAUCUCUUUGGCCAAAGGAAUUGAGGCUGCACUCAAGCCUGUUCCACAUAUUAUAACCUCCACGCAGAUGAUUUACCGAGCAACCGGCCCUGCAAUGGAGAACAUACUUUAUCUGGGCGGACCAAAUAUUGCCUCAGAGAUCUACAACAAGGAAUAUGCAAAUGCUCGAAUAUGUGGAGCUGAGAAGUGGAGAAAACCUCUGGCAAAGUUUUUAAGGCAACCCUAUUUUAUUGUCUGGGACAACAGCGACUUUGUAACGCAUGAAGUCAUGGGUGGUUUAAAGAAUGUAUAUGCCAUUGGAGCAGGGAUGAUAGCAGCCCUCACAAAGGAGAGUGCUACCAACAAAUCUGUAUAGUUCGCACAUUGUACCUCAGAGAUGAUAUUUAUAACUCAUUUGUUGGCAGAAGAGCCUGAGAAGCUUACAGGGCCUUUGCUGGCUGACACAUAUGUUACCUUAUUAAAAGGAAGAAAUGCAUGGUAUGGGCAAAUGUUAGCCAAAUGUGAUAUCAACCGGGAUAUAGGUGAGAACAUCAGUGGAAAAGGAAUGGUCCAGGGUGUUUCUGCAAUCCAAACAUUUUAUGAACUUCUCAGUCAAUCGAGCCUGAAUGUGUUGCAUCCUGAAGAAAACAAGCAUGUUUCUCCAGUAGAGCUCUGCCCCAUCUUGAAGACACUUUAUAAAAUAUUGCUAACAAGGGAGCAAUCAUCACAAGCUAUUCUUCAAGCAUUGAGGGAUGAGAAUUUAAAUGAUCCAAGGGAGCGCAUUGAGAUUGCGCAGAGCCAUGUCUUCUAUAGGCCUUCACUUCUCGGGCAGCCUCUGAAUAAUUUAAAAUUGCAAGAAAGUGGUAACAUAACUCUAGAAGCAUCAACUAAUCGUAUUCUUGGAUUGCAUUGGUGA
Fragaria vesca subsp. vesca is the source of this 1470-nucleotide messenger RNA. RefSeq names its product glycerol-3-phosphate dehydrogenase [NAD(+)] GPDHC1, cytosolic-like. Gene Ontology annotation, biological process: glycerol-3-phosphate catabolic process; carbohydrate metabolic process. Gene Ontology annotation, cellular component: cytosol; glycerol-3-phosphate dehydrogenase (FAD) complex. Lineage: Eukaryota; Viridiplantae; Streptophyta; Magnoliopsida; Rosales; Rosaceae. Gene Ontology annotation, molecular function: NAD binding; glycerol-3-phosphate dehydrogenase [NAD(P)+] activity. The record is from RefSeq and is a predicted model, not a curated record. The transcript has 5 exons.